AUGGCGGACGGAUUCACAAUACCUGUUAAGUUCUGGAGGAAAAGCUUAGAGGAAGAGAUUUCCGCUCCUUCUUGUUCCGUUACCCCAACUCCGGCGCCGGUUGUAGAUCUGGCGUCGGAAUCUGGCGAGUCUCAACCGGAUCUGGGUUAUCUUUUAGAAGCUUCUGAUGAUGAGUUCGGUUUACCGCCUUCUAAUUCUGGUGAAGAUGUUUUGAAGGAAGAAGAGACUGAGUUGGUCCGAGUUGAGUCUGGUUCUUCUGGAAUCGUGGUCAUGUUGCAUAUGUCCUCGUUCUCCAUGACGGCAAUGCUGAUCGAAUUCGAGAUUCGGCUAAGGAAUGUGGGUUGGCUCGGAUCGGCGGUCAUGGGAUUUCUGUAGAUGAGUUACGGUCGAUGUUGUUUCGUGGUGGCGAGUGGAAUGGGAAUAAGAAUCAGGAAGAGGAGAUGUUGUGGUGGGUUUCUUGUUCUCCGUCUGAAUGGACGGAAUGGUUU
This is a messenger RNA of Cannabis sativa, 488 nucleotides long. RefSeq lists its product as uncharacterized. Lineage: Eukaryota; Viridiplantae; Streptophyta; Magnoliopsida; Rosales; Cannabaceae. The record is from RefSeq and is a predicted model, not a curated record. The coding region runs from base 1 to 375 and encodes 124 amino acids. The transcript is spliced from 2 exons.